AUGACGAUAAGCAGAAGCGGGAGCAUGUCACAAGAGGACAUCAAGAAACUGCCAUCUUAUGAUUUCAGUUUGGAAGAGCAGGAAUCUUUGGAAAUGGACACAAAUGAGUGUGUUGUGUGCUUAGAGGUGUUUAAAACUGGGGAAAAAUGCAAGAUUUUGCCAAAUUGUAAUCAUAGUUUUCACGGUGAGUGCAUAGAUUCAUGGUUGAUUCAGACCGGUGCUUGCCCAAUUUGUAGAGCUUAUGUAGCUAUCGGAACAGUUGAGAGUAGUUUUUCAAGUGAAGUUGGUUUGGAGUUGAGAUAG
Messenger RNA from Erigeron canadensis, 303 nucleotides. Its product is annotated as RING-H2 finger protein ATL56-like. The transcript has a single exon. The record is from RefSeq and is a predicted model, not a curated record. NCBI's taxonomy places the organism in Eukaryota, Viridiplantae, Streptophyta, Magnoliopsida, Asterales, Asteraceae. Bases 1 to 303 code for a protein of 100 amino acids.